AGGUGGAACGUCAAGCUCAGGCAAAACCUGCAGAAAGCAAGGGAUGGUUUUCAGGCUGGUUCAGUAGUAGCACUCCAAAAGAAGAUGAUUCAAUGUCACCAGCUGCUAUAAUGAAAAAAUUUGAAAGUGCUAUGACACCAGAAGAGAAGCAGAAAUUAUACAAGGCAAUUGGUUAUCAAGAAUCUUCAACACCUACUCAGUAUCCUGUUACUUUUGUAGAAAAUGCUAUUGACUUUGAAUUGGCAGGUCUGUCAGUGGAAGUUCUGGAUGACACUUAUGAUACACCCCGUGUUAUGUAUGGAGAACUCAACAGUGUGAUUGUACAUUUUGAACAACGUCCAUCUGCUAAUGCUGUAAAGUGAGUA
Messenger RNA from Gryllus bimaculatus (two-spotted cricket), 365 nucleotides. The record is from the annotation of a GenBank genome assembly. Lineage: Eukaryota; Metazoa; Arthropoda; Insecta; Orthoptera; Gryllidae.